Messenger RNA from Stomoxys calcitrans (stable fly), 1461 nucleotides. RefSeq lists its product as uncharacterized. The transcript has a single exon. Gene Ontology annotation, molecular function: nucleic acid binding. Bases 1 to 1461 code for a protein of 486 amino acids. Lineage: Eukaryota; Metazoa; Arthropoda; Insecta; Diptera; Muscidae. Gene Ontology annotation, biological process: DNA integration. The record is from RefSeq and is a predicted model, not a curated record.
AUGAGGCGUAAAAUCAAAGGUGAGGCGUUGUUCUUGUGUGAUCUGUCCCUGGAAGAAGAAGAGAAUGCCGUGUCUUAUCUGUGCCGUCAUGUGCAACGUCAACAAUACGAAGACGAACUUGAGGACCUGAAAAAACAACACUCAGUGAGCCAAAGCAGCCAAUUAUUGUCGCUGAAUCCCUUUGUUGGCCAAGAUGGCUUAAUUCGUGCGUUUGGGAGAAUCCAAAAUGGUGCCUUUUUGAAUCUGGAAGCCAGGCAGCCCAUAAUUUUGCCGAAAAAUCAUCGGUUCACCAGGUUAUUGGUGGAAUUCUACCACAGAAAGUUCCUGCACAUCAACACUGCCACUGCUAUGAGCGAAAUACGUCAAAAGUACUGGGUGCCAUCACUGCGUCAACUAUUAAACAGCAUCCAGAGCCACUGUUCCGCCUGCAAACUUCGUCGAGCCAGGCCACUUCAACCCCAGAUGUCUGCCUUACCGAUGGAGAGGGUGACCUCAUACGAUCGAGCCUUCACAUACACAGGACUUGAUUAUUUUGGCCCAGUAAGUGUUGGAAUCCGCCGUCAACGUGAGAAAAGGUGGGUUGCUCUUUUUACCUGCUUUACAACCCGUGCCAUCCACCUGGAGAUUGCCACAGACCUAUCCAGCGAUGCUUGCCUGAUGUGUAUCCGCAACUUCAUUAAUAGAAGAGGUGUCCCUGUAUCCAUAAGAAGCGACAACGGGACCAAUUUUGUUGGCAUAGCAAAGGAAUUACAAGGUAUUGAUAUGUUUUUGGAUACUAAUAGUCUCUCUUCAGGUUUGACGGCACUGGGCAUCAAAUGGAUAUUCAACACUCCGUUGAAUCCAAGUGAAGGCGGCGUAUGGGAACGGCUUGUGCAGUCCGUGAAGAAGGCAUUGUACAUCAUGUUGAAGGAGCAGGCUCCAAAGCUCGAAACGCUCCAAUCGUUUCUAAUCGAAGCAGAGAACAUCAUCAAUUCGAGACCCUUGACUCAUCUACCUGUGACUCCCGAAGACCCGGAACCAUUGACCCCGAAUCAUUUUCUGCUUGGGUGCACUAAUUCAACCCAAACUCCGGCACCAUAUGAGCCCAGAUUGAUGUGUCUUCGAAAGCAGUGGCGUGUGGUGCAGAACUUAAAGAACGGCAUGUGGCAUCAAUGGCUGCAUGAAUAUCUUCCUGAGCUGACGAGAAGGACGAAAUGGUGUUUGCCAUCACAACCGUUGGACGUGGGCUGCGUUGUUUUUAUUUGUGACCUAGAUCUUCCAAGAAGCCAAUGGAAAAGAGGGCGUGUCAUCGAGCUCCAUCGCGGCAAAGAUGGUGUAGCACGUUCAGCCGAAGUGCGCACAGAUGUGGGUGUCUACCGCCGUCCUGUUUCCAAGUUGGCCAUACUAGACGUUGAAGACUCUGCUGGUGAAGGUGAAGCCUCCCCCUCUGGGUCAGUUCACGGGGGUGGGGAUGUCGUUUGA